Molecule: messenger RNA, 4274 nt
Organism: Macrobrachium nipponense
Lineage: Eukaryota; Metazoa; Arthropoda; Malacostraca; Decapoda; Palaemonidae
Exons: 7
Coding region: 192-2693 (833 amino acids)
Source: RefSeq, a predicted model, not a curated record
GUCCUUGGGAGUGGGAUGCAAUAGUUCCCAAACAACUGUGUCAUUGCUGCCGCAGAUCAGGAACAAAUCGACCUAUCAGUCCUAAUCAAAUAGAAUAUAUAUGUGUUGAUAAAGUUUGCAGUGGAAAUUACAAGUUCAUUCAUGGAAAACUUGAAUUAAUCAGUGAAGCUAUUAUUGAGAUCUUAUGGGUUAUGGGAUACCACCACCACAUUCCUGCAUUCUCCACUGUGGUGGCUCUAUAUUUUCUAUCCCUUACUGCAAGUGUGAUUGCUGGUGAGGAUGUACUCACUAGUUGGACACAAGGUGAAUCAGGAUCUCUCCCAGCUUUAGUAUCUCCAGAUGACGCAGAAUUAGAGGAAGUCUGCAAGUGCCUUAGCAGUGACAGCUAUUCUCAGCCAUGUGCACAACUGGUGAAUUAUAGCCCAAUCAUCCGUGAUGGAACUUGCUUUGGCAACGCUGAUACUCAGAAGCGAGAUGUUACAAUGCAGAAUGAUGCAAGCUUUGGAUCUCCCCCAGCAUUUGUUGCGAAUAAAAAAUGUCAAGGCACAAGGAGCAUUGUAUUGUCUUCCUCAGGCACUGAAAGACAGCUAACCCUGACAACAGAAGGUUCUGUUCUCAUUUGUCCUGGCAGUAUUGACACAGCUUUGCAACAGCUGAAUGUUGUUGGUGUCAAUAAAAUAAUAAUUGCACCAGGUGCCUUCAAACCACGGAAUUCUAACAUUUUUCUUAACUUUGCAAAUGUCCGAGAAAAGAUCAUUAUUCCUGAGAAAGCAUUUUCUGUAAAAGUUGUUCCAGAAUCACCAGCUUGGGAAGAAGUAGAAAUUGAUAGCACCCAACCCCCUCCUAGAGUAAGGAUGGAUAUUAAUGCAGUUUCAGAAGUUGAAUUCAAAAGUCGUAGUAUUGUGGCACCCAUUGUGAAGUUGAAGUUAUCACAAAUUAAUAAUAUCAUGUUCAAUACAAAAGCUAUCAUACCAUACGUACACCCUGAGGCUUCAUCUUUUGAAAUUGGUAACUGCCAGUCAGUUGAAUUGGCCCCGGAAACAAUAAAUGCUGGAAAAUUUGAAGCAAAGUACAUAAAAUCACUGCUGAUGAAAGAGAGGGCUGUUGAAGUUGUAGAAGGCAAGGCAAAAGUAGAACACAUUGCAAAUAUGACCCUCCUGGAUGAAGCUCUUAGCAUAGGGUCUGGGGCUGAUAUAAUACUUGAUAACAUAACGCUAACUUCGGCAGGCAUUAGGUCUAUACAGGGUACAGGACCAGGUAACAUUCAUCGUGCUACCUUUUCACACGUGAAAGGCAAAAAACUGGAAUCUGUUGCAAUUUGUAUCAGGUCUGAAACUGCUCUAGUUUCCAGUGUAGAGAUUGCCGGUGGAGAUGGUGAGAUUGCAGCAUGCCUUCAAGGACAAGAAUACCAUGCAGAUGCAAUUCCUGGAGCUGUUGUUAUCUGCAAAAAAACUGAAAUAACAGCAGGCAUUUGUGAUGACCCACGUUGUGAGAAAUGUUCAUCUAAUACAGAAGGAACUGAAACACAAACAACUCUGAUACCAUCAAGUAUGACUACUACUCUUACAUCUGUAGCAUGGACUGAAGACCCAUUCAUCAUUUUGAACGCUGUUAAUGUAUCGUCACUUGUGACUUCUACAGAAACCUCUACAAUUUCACAGUUGACAGCCAACAUGAGCUCAACUGUGGAGGUAGUGAUUGUACCUGUAAGGACCAGUGAGAAAGAUGUUCUCGAUAUUCCCAGCCUCACACAUUAUGGAAAGCUAAAAGAUGAAUCAUAUGGAUCAGAUUCAUCUUUCUUAAAAAGUCUUAAGGAUACCCCAAUCUACAUAAUCAUAAUCUUCUUCUGCGCAGUAAUCAUAUUGAUCUUGUUCAUGACUUACAUGAUAUACAAAUGCUGCACUCAUAACAAGCAUGACAAGUACAAUUUGCCACAAGAAAAUAGGUUGUCUACUUUCCGAAACCCAAGAACAAUAACGACUCCUGAGAAUCUGACUGACCAGAAUAAUGCACAGAAAGCUAACAAUUUGAAUACUCCGGAAGUAUAUUCAACGUAUGACUCCUACAGAAGGCGACCUGCUGCAUUGUAUGUUGCCCAUUCAGAAACUCUUGAAUUUGGAGAUUCCAGUGGUUCCACUGAUGGUCAUUCUGUGCACUGUGAUGAAGUACCUAAUAACUGCAAAAUUUCUCCUGACUCAUCUGUAAACUUAAACCAUCAAGAAAAUCCACUCAAUAAUUUAGACCAUCACGAUUUUCCAACAUCUGAUAAAGACUUGCCAUCUGCUGAAAUAAGUAAUCAUCCAAAUGAAGAGGUACCUCUGGAUUUACCCACUGAAACCUGUUCGCCUCAUCCAUGUGAGCUGCCACCUCCAGAAGGAUAUCUUAAAUCAGAAGAUCAUGUUCCAAAUACCAUCUCAUCAACUUCUGAUAAUGAAUAUUCCCAAUCUGAGAAUAACCCUCCUCCCUCAAGUUUGCAAAAUUCGCCCACUGAUACCAGGCUAGAUCUUAGCUUAGAAGAGAAUUAUUUACCCAGAUGUAAUGAACCAGUUGACACUGAUGAGCAAACACUUGAUCAUAAUGGAAUUCCACUGCAAAACAAAUACUAUUCUAGUAUGGAGCUACCCAUGUAUGCACCUCCACCUGUACCAACAUUUGACAAGGUAGAAUCUGAUGGUGAUGAGCUGGUAAUAUAAUUUUUUAAGUGUUUUAUUUGAUUUAUAUACAAAUCAAAAUUUGACUGUGAAAUUGGUCUUUGGAACAUUGUCAUGGUGGUACACUCCUACAGACUUUAAGGAAAUGUGGAACAGAAAAAAAUAAAAUAUGGAAAAUUCUUAGAAAUGGGCUAUGGAAGAAUAGAUUGCGGAGUUCAGUUUGUUAAAGUCUGCAAGUCCACAUUUCUAGUUAAAACAACUGAAUGUAUGGUGCCACAAAAACCUUGACUGCUUUUGAUAAUGAUGAAAUAAAGUAAGAGUAUUGUAAAAGCAUGGCAGUGAUGGAUUACAGACAUUAAGUAUCUGUUAUAUGUUAUUCUUCCAUCUCAAUACUUACAAUUCCAUUACCCAAUAUGGGUAUGCAACUACAGCAGGCAUACAGAAUGUAAACAUAAGCUUAAUCUGCAAUUCAAAGUCAUUUGAAAAUACAUUAGAUUAUCUGAGAAUGUGCCGAUUAAUUAAACAGAAAAAAUUAAAUAUAUAUUUUAGCAGUAUGCUUAUUUACAUGACAAACAUGUAAACUCAAUUCAAUGAAUAGGCCAUUAUAAAAUAUGAUUAAAACUUAUUUGUUUAUUGAGCUCAAUUUUGUUUAACAGAACUCUCUACUUUAGUUUAUUCAUAAGUUGAUUUAUAAGUUGAAGUAGGCACUUUGGGAAAUCAAUUAGGAAAUAAUUUAUUUUCAAAAGGUUGAGUGACAGACAUAACUACUUUAAUCAAUUUCCUAAAUGGCUACUUCAUUUGUGAAGAAAUUUGAGUACGUAAAAGUUACCUCAACAAAAUUCAACUAAUAAAAUGAAAACACUAAAUUCUGUAUUGUUACUAACUUAAUGAAUAAAGAAUGUACAUAUUUUACUUCAACAAAGAGCAUAGUGGAUUUACUUCAUGGUCUGGUUAAACAAUGUAACAAUAAUAAUGUAGUAUAAGCAAAAACAGUUCAUAUUGUUUUAUUAUAAAUGUGUUAAAAACAAUAUGAUCUUUUACACAGAACAGAACUGAGCAUAUAUGGUAAGCAUACUGUUAGGUGAAAGAAAAUUACCUUAAAAAUUUUUCCACUUAUAUUCUCUAUGAAAAAUUUUUCCACUUAUAUUCUCUAUGACAAGUGUGUACAGUAAUGAGCAUCAUGUGAACUGAAAGGCCAAAUUGCUUCAAGAAAUUUUUAAAGCUAUCCUUAUGAAAAUUACUAGAUGGAAAUUUUGAGGAUAUUUGAAAUUCAAACUUGAACAAAACUUGAAAAUAAAGAACUAGACUAUAAGGCAUUCAAAUUUUCAAAGUACUUAUAAAUUGUAUAUUACGUGGACAACACAAAAAAGUGUAUACAAACAUGAAAAGUGAGAAAACAUCUUGUAAGCAGUCCUAUAUUACUUUGCAUAUAUGCAUUAUUGUCCAUGCUGCAUAUUAUGUCUACAUUGUUGUGGUACAUAUCGGUGCAUUAACACCUUAAAUUUAUAUUAAAAUAAACCUUGUUUACCUGUUUUAUACAUACAGGUGCAUAAUUACAAUGAUACCCAAUAGCAAUCUGUUUUGAUUAACAGCCUUUUCAGAUAGUCUACUACUUUUUCUCUC